Messenger RNA from Medioppia subpectinata, 1064 nucleotides. The record is from the annotation of a GenBank genome assembly. NCBI's taxonomy places the organism in Eukaryota, Metazoa, Arthropoda, Arachnida, Sarcoptiformes, Oppiidae.
GCGAAAUGGAUUGCGUUAGCGGUAACGUCAACAUCAAUGGCAGUUCAAAGAUAGCGUAUGUCUCACAACAGGCGUGGAUUCAAAACGCGACGCUUAAGAAUAAUAUAGUGUUUGGGAAUAAAGUGGAGAAACAGAAAUACGACAAAAUCAUAAAGUCAUGCGCUUUGGGACCGGAUCUGGCAAUGCUUCCCGGGGGCGACAACACUGAGAUCGGCGAAAAAGGCAUCAAUUUGUCGGGCGGUCAGAAGCAGAGAGUGUCGGUCGCGCGCGCCUGUUAUUCAGACGCCGAUAUUGUUUUAAUGGACGACCCGUUGUCUGCCGUUGACUCACACGUCGCGAAACACAUGUUUGAGAAAGUGUUGAGCAAUGAUAAGGGAUUUCUUCGAGAAAAAACGCGUCUUUUGAUUACAAAUAAUCUGAGUUUUCUUCCAUUCGUCGACUCUGUUGUUGUCGUAAAAGAUGGAAGAAUUAGCGAAACGGGAACUUACGAGCAGUUAAUGGCAAAUAAGGGCGACUUUUCUGACUUUAUUCAAGAAUUUUCUACUGAACACAAGGAAAGCAAUGGACCGAUGCUUCUGAACCGUCAGGAAUCGGUUAUUAGUGAAAAGAUGGGCCGAUCUCUCAGUAUUGAAAAAGACGCCGAAACUGAAAAAACUAAAUUAAUUGAAACGGAAAAGACAGAGACGGGAAAAGUGAAGUUUUCUAUUUAUAUGCGCUAUUUUAAAGCCCUCACAUGGCUUUGGCUCGUGAUUGUGGUGAUUGGGAUGGUUGGCAUGCAAUUGGCGAGCGUUGGAUCAAACGUAUGGCUCGCCGUUUGGUCUAAUGAUAAGCCUAUUAACGGCACGCAAGACACCGACCAGAGAAAUAUGAGACUCGGAGUUUACGGCCUUCUCGGAGCCGCACAAGCAUUUCUGGUAAUGUUUGCGGCGUAUGGGAUGGCGAGGGGAACAGUAAUCGCUUCCCGUUCUCUCCAUAAUAGCCUUUUGGAUCGAAUACUUCGGUCUCCGAUGUCUUUCUUUGAUACGACACCUCAGGGAAGAAUUGUGAACCUUUUUAAUGAGAAC